CAACUACAACAAAAGUUAUUUGAAAGUAAGACUAAAGCAAGACUAUAGAUAACCAUAAUGGACUCCUUGCCUCUUUCCCUCCUCGCCUUUGCCACCAUCUCCAGCUUCCUCUUCGGAGCCGUUCAAUCGACUAAGUUCACAGUCAUCAACAAUUGUCCGUACACAAUAUGGCCGGCAACACUCACCGGUGGUGGGAAGCCGCAGCAAACUCCUACCGGAUUUGAAUUGGCACACGGCGCAUCGACCUCUUUCGACAUUACCGCUCCAUGGACAGGCCGUUUCUGGGCAAGAACACAGUGCUCCGCCGACCAAUCCGGCAAGUUCUCUUGUGUAACCGCCGAUUGUGGUUCCGGCCAGCUUGCAUGCAAUGGCGCCGGAGCAAUCCCCCCUGCCACUCUAGCAGAAUUCACUCUAGGCGGUUAUCAAGGUCAAGACUUCUAUGACGUCAGCCUUGUCGACGGCUUCAAUCUCCCGAUUUCCGUAGUCCCGGACAACAACAAGUGCCUUUCCACAUCUUGUCCGGUUGACGUGAACGCGAGGUGCCCGCCGGAGUUGGCAUGGAGGAAUAGCAAUGGUGCAACAGUGGGAUGCAAGAGUGCAUGUUUAGCUUUGAAUCAACCUCAAUAUUGUUGUACCGGUGCUUUUGGCACACCCCAAACCUGCCCACCAACUCAAUAUUCCAAAAUUUUCAAAGGAAUGUGCCCGCAAGCAUACAGUUACGCAUAUGAUGAUAAAACAAGCACUUUCACAUGUCAGGAUGGACAAGCCAACUACGCAAUCACUUUCUGUCCGUGAAUACAGACACACACAAACAUAAAUUGUACUUUAAAAGUUUAUCCUAAUAAAAGAUCAGAGAGAGGUCAACAUAUCAUAGAUGACAUGUAGUUUAGACAAAAGGUUUAGUAUAUUUAGUUUUUCAUAGCGG
Messenger RNA from Cuscuta epithymum, 925 nucleotides. The record is from the annotation of a GenBank genome assembly. Lineage: Eukaryota; Viridiplantae; Streptophyta; Magnoliopsida; Solanales; Convolvulaceae.